AUGCCAUUCCCUGUGGAUAUAUUGAACGACUGCAGUCAUGAGGACUUGGAGAAGUCAUCAGAGAGCUACUUGUCUGACCUUCAGAGUGGGGAUCCAGAGCAUCCUGAAUUCUUUUCACUGCCAGGCCAUGGCAAAAUUCCUAUUAUCUUGCCAACCGUGGGCUUCGUUCCUCUUUACGGUGAAGAGCAGACACACAAAGUUCUUGCUUUGUUUGCACCAGGGGAUUUGCUCACAGCUGUAGCCCUGUAUCUUGCUGAACAGUGGUGGUCAAUUGAUGACAUUGUGAGAACAUCUGUCCCUGGUAGACAGGGACUUCAUCAGGUGAAGUCUCUUGGAGAGAGGGUUGUUCUCUAUGUUCUGAAUCGAAUUAUCUACCGGAAGCAAGAAAUGGAGGAAAAUGAGGUCCCUUUUCUCUGUCAUGGUAGCAGUGACUAUGCUAAGAUCAUGUGGAAAAAAGGAGAGGCUGUUGGGUUCUAUUCUGUUAAACCUACAGGUAAAACACUUGAUGUUUAUGGCUCUUACUGUGCUCAAAGAUACAAGCUGCCUGUGCUUGACACAAUAUUUGUAAGAAAGGAACAUCGUGGAAAAGACUCAGGGCUAAUCAUGUUGGAAGACUUUGUGGAUUCCUUUAAUGAAGAAAAUCUUGGCCUAAGGUACCCACUGUCAUCUUUCAUGUACGCUGCUUGUAAGCAGUAUCUUGAGAAGUACCCUGGGGAUAAGUCGCUCUUCUGGGAAGUGGAGGGAGCAGGGCAUUGGUUCCAGAGAAGGUCUGUUACACAGAGAAUACAAAGAGAGAACCUCAAAAUGACAGCCUUAACACCAGAGACCUCACAGAAAGAAAACAAGGCUAUUCAAGCAAAAGUUCGCUUGCAGCAGUCUGCAGCAGUAUCUGAAGCAAGCGGACAGAAGACAGAGCUAGAGACACAUCUAACUGCUGACCCUCAAAAAGGUAAAGAAUCAACAGAUGUUCAUGCCAGCACAUCUCAAGACCCUAAUACAGCUCCUGUAUUCUUUCGGACACGAAGCAGUAAUUUAAAACGUCCCAGGAUAGGAAGACAUAGACAGGAACCUGAACCUGGAACUUCCCAAGAAAAUACGGAAAAUGCUCUUCCUGUGUCAGAAAGCAGGCUGGAACUUCCUUCCCAUACAUCUGAAAGCCCUGAGGAUUUAGUAGAAGUACCUGAGGAGAAUACUUCUGAGGAGGAUGAGAAAAAAAUUAUUGAAAAUAAGAGCCAGUCUGCAUCAGAAGCCGAACUACAUCUGUCACCCCCUGAGAAAAAGAGUGAGAAGGAGGAAACUCCAUCUGAACCUCUUAAUGGUGAGGUAGAAGAAGAAACCGGUAAGACCUUAGUUGUGGCUGAAGAGAGGAUGGCAAAUGAAGUUCUAAGUGGUGAAUCAAAAUUGCAGUCUGAGAGUCAAGGAGAAGAAAAUUUAACGCAGUUUGUUCCAUUAAUCCCUGAGUCCUCAGCAAAACCGUCAGAAGACACUGUAUCAGAGAAGGUUUUAAAUUCAAAUGAUUCAGAAGUGCUGACCGAAGAAACUAUGUCUGUAGAGAAGGAGGGCAAUGAAGAACAGCAACAAUCUGAAAAGCCCACCACUGAAAAUGCAGCUGCAUCGCUGCCAAAGGAAGAGCCUUCUGACAAUGGUUUGCUUAACUCUAUGGUAAGUGAAGCAGCAGAAGAAACUUCUUCUGAAAACAGUGGGGAAGAUCCAAAUGAGGAGGCAGGAGUGAGUCAGAGCUCUGUGAUAGUGGUUGAACUUGAGGGUGCUUCUUUGCAGCAGUCUGCUGGACAGGAAGGACAGAAGACCCAGUUGGAAGAGCACUCAGAAGGGCCUGCUGAGCAGGUAGAUCAGCCCAUGCAGACAACAGUGGAGCAGGCUGCAGACAGCAGCUCUGAGGAAGCAGAAGUUGAAGUACCAAUUGUAGAUAGGAGAAACCUGCGAAGAAAGGCCAAAGGCUACAAAGGUCCACCCAAGAAGAAAGGAAAACCAGCUUAA
This is a messenger RNA of Chaetura pelagica (chimney swift), 1998 nucleotides long. RefSeq names its product family with sequence similarity 169, member A (gene FAM169A). The record is from RefSeq and is a predicted model, not a curated record. Bases 1 to 1998 code for a protein of 665 amino acids. NCBI's taxonomy places the organism in Eukaryota, Metazoa, Chordata, Aves, Apodiformes, Apodidae. The transcript has 12 exons.